GACGGUAAACAAAAUCUUGGAGCAGCUUGCUAGCAUAAGAAAAAUAAAAUAGAGAAAUAAAAAGCAAAAAUAGAGAAAAAAACUUCAAGUACUGGCCAUGGAAGCAGCAGCUUCAUCAUGUUCAAUUCUUCAUCCCCUUCGUUCAUCAAGCAACUAUCAUAGCAAACACUACACUGAAACCCCACCUAGAAACAGCAGCAGCAGCAGCUGCUGCAAUAAUCUCUAUCUGGGUCUUCCAUUUUCUUCCACUUUCCUAAGAAACUACACUUUCCCAGGAAAAUUUGUGCAACAAAAUCUGUUCACUACAUUUUGCUUAACACCUAGCUCUAGUAAACAAAACCCAUCUACAGAAUUUGCUGUUCUUCUUGAAGUUGACGGGGUACUUAUAGAUGCAUACAGGUUAGGAAAUCGCCGGGCUUUUAAUGUAGCAUUUCAAAAGCUUGGACUUGACUGUGCUAAUUGGACUCAGCCUAUCUAUCAAGACCUUGUAAGAAAGAGCGAUGGUGAUGAGGAGAGGAUGCUGGUUUUGUUUUUUAACCGGAUUGGCUGGCCUACUUCAUUGCCCACAAGUGAGAAAGGCGCGUUCAUAAAAAGUGUACUGCGAGAAAAGAAAAAUGCAUUGGAUGAAUUUGUGGCAUCUAAAAGUUCACUUUUACGUCCUGGAGUUGAAGAUUUUAUUGAUGAUGCAUCUAAUAAAGGAAUACCUGUUGUCAUCCUAACAGCUUAUGGUAAAAGUGUGGAAAAGAUUGCCAGAUCCAUCAUAGACAAGCUUGGGCAUGAAAGAAUCUCAAAGUUAAAGAUUGUCGGGAAUGAGGAAGUUGAAAAGAGCUUAUAUGGUCAACUUGUGCAUCAUAAAGGAAUCUUGUCUGGUACGAAUGAGGAACUAGCUAAGGAAGCAAUGAAAGCAGUUUCUGCCCAGAAACAAAAGAUAGCAGAGGAGGUCGCAUCAAUGCUAAAGUUGAGUGUUUCCCUUGAUUCUAGCUCGUCUGAAAGCCUACAAAAGACUGUAGCUGCAUUGCGUGCAGGGGCAGAGUAUGCUGGGGUGUCUGUCAACAAUUGUGUCCUUAUUGCUGGAAGCCAAUCUGGAGUGGCUGGAGCUGAGCAAAUUGGCAUGCCUUGUGUUGUUCUUCGGAGCAGCUCAACAUCUAGAACUCAGUUCCCAUCUGCAAAAGCUACAGUGGAUGGGUUUGGAGGUCCGGACCUGACGAUCUCUAAGCUACUAGACAAGCGGUGGUCCUGAGAUUGAUUCAAGGGCCUUUUGUUGAAAACUAUAUGAGGCCAUGAGCUGGUCCUUUUUGUUUCCUGGUAUAUUGUAACAGUUACACCCAUCAAAUUAAGACCUUCCGGAGCUGUAAUUUUCCAAGAUUUUUGCAUAAUACAAGUAUAUUUUGUGGUGUGUAACAGAUAAACUGCACUACAGACUA
This is a messenger RNA of Populus trichocarpa (black cottonwood), 1424 nucleotides long. RefSeq names its product CBBY-like protein. The transcript has 11 exons. Bases 98 to 1240 code for a protein of 380 amino acids. NCBI's taxonomy places the organism in Eukaryota, Viridiplantae, Streptophyta, Magnoliopsida, Malpighiales, Salicaceae. The record is from RefSeq and is a predicted model, not a curated record. Gene Ontology annotation, molecular function: hydrolase activity.